Drechmeria coniospora is the source of this 1392-nucleotide messenger RNA. RefSeq lists its product as uncharacterized. Bases 1 to 1392 code for a protein of 463 amino acids. The record is from RefSeq and is a predicted model, not a curated record. NCBI's taxonomy places the organism in Eukaryota, Fungi, Ascomycota, Sordariomycetes, Hypocreales, Ophiocordycipitaceae. The transcript is spliced from 4 exons.
AUGGAUGCUCAUGGUGCCAAGGUUGGCACGAGAGAGCGAACGGCAAGUCACGCAUCCGCCUCGGUGCGAAGAGGAGCGCCAAUGCAUCUAGGGCAAACGACCAGUCUCCGGUAUCAACUCUUCGCCUUGGACCGCGCAGCACCCGACUCGCAUCAGCAUGACAGAGCACGACCUCGGCGGCGCUGCAAGCACAUGCGCCGGGGUCUGCGUGCACCGUGUUUGGACGUGACGCCGCGAGUUACAGCAGCACAAUUAGCGGUCCUAUGCUCGACACUUGACGUGCUGCGGUUGACACGGCUAGUUACCAGCAAUGCCAGGACGGUCAGUGUUUCUCCCGCGCCGUCGUGUCAUACCACGCAGUACGUGCGGCACACCACCAAGCAGUACGUGCAGCGGCACACCACCAAGCAGUACGUGCGGCGACACAUCACCAAGCAGUACGUGCGGCACAUCACCAAGCAUCGCGAUGCCGUUGGAGAGCGCGCCAAUCCGAUGCUCGUCUUCCUCGCUAGCGCCGGCCAGGUUCCUACGACAUUGGCGUGCCAGCCUCGCUCUGGCACGGAUGGAUCCUCAACGGCAAAGAAGAAAUUCCAUGGGCGCCCCUGCAUACUUGCUAUCGGUGCAGUGCACGUUCUGCCGGUGCAUGCAGGUGCACGUGCGGCUGCACCCAUGCACGGCAUUCUCGUGCUCCGUACGCCGUGUGCCGGGCGUGCUUCGCGAUGCAUCUCCGUCCCCGCAGCGGGCUUGAUCCGAUGUCGACUCUCGGCUGCCGGGAACGCUACGGGGGGAUGGGCGGCGGCCUUGGUUCCCCAUCCGCCUCGCGACCGGUGCUUGCGCGUACGGGCCGAAGAGGACGACGAUGCGCAUGCGCUCCGUGCUUCGCCGCGUGACAGCCACGAGUUGCGCCUUGGCGGCCCGAGGUUGAUGCUCAUUUGCCGUGCCGUUCGUCGCCGUCGGGCCCUGGCCGGGGUGUCCUUCGGUAGCGAUAGCCGAAGCAGCUCGUCCCUCCCUCCUGUCCGCGCGACGCCAUGCAUCCAUGAUCAGACACCUCGAGCGCCCCGGAGUUCCCGUCGGCCACGGUCCAGGCACUCGGUAGCAGGGCUGCGGGGGACGAAUGAGACGGCGACGGGCUCGCGCGGUGCGUCGCGGCAGUUCGAUGCCAGCACGGAAGGCGACGGGGCCAAGGCAACCACCGACGCGCGCGUGCCGUGGCCCAUGGCGAGCGGCCAGCACCGAGCGACGAGCAAAUUGGUGGCUGGCGCCGUCAGCAUGUUCGGCCGCCGACACCGACGACGCCCGCGUCGGCAGAAGCAACCAAGUCGUCGGCGUCGACGUCGGGACGGCCUGGGGCUCGAGCCCACCGCGCGGCGCACCGUGCUUGUGGAUGCCUGA